This is a messenger RNA of Postia placenta MAD-698-R-SB12, 1035 nucleotides long. RefSeq lists its product as hypothetical. Gene Ontology annotation, biological process: peroxisome fission. The transcript has 7 exons. Lineage: Eukaryota; Fungi; Basidiomycota; Agaricomycetes; Polyporales; Adustoporiaceae. The record is from RefSeq and is a predicted model, not a curated record. Gene Ontology annotation, cellular component: peroxisomal membrane. The coding region runs from base 1 to 1035 and encodes 344 amino acids.
AUGUCCCGACCGUCGAAACCGCUUACUUUGUCCCGGAUUGAAGACUUGACACUGGGCUCAUUCGCCUUCGUGCCGACGUCAGAAACAAUCGACCAUCUCGUGAGAUAUCUUAGUACCUGGAGUGGUAGCGACAAGCUGUUCAUGAUCAUUCAAUAUGCUGUGAAACUUGUGAUUCCAUUCCUGCAGUUCCGAGCGCGUCUCCAGCAUCGUGCUGGUACACGAUCGUCUGCCCAUAGUGGCGCUGCGGAGAGCCUCACAAAGGUUUACAACUUGAUAGGGGAUGCAAGGAUGUUCUUCCGAAUCUGGGGCAAGUACCGCCUAUUGCCGAUCAUACAGUGGCUCACGUCGAUAGAACGAAACCGACCGCCAACCCGCCGACUGCUCACGCUUGAGCGACUACAGGGCUGGUCUAUGCUUGCGUAUUACCCCCUUGAACACCUUUACUACCUGCUCGCACAUGGCAUCAUUCCCUCAGAAAUCCCGAAGCCCUCAGUAUCCGCGCUCUUACCGUUUACAAAGUCCAAGCCCAGCGAGAAGCGUAUCCCGCUGGACAUCAAUGCUCUGGGGAUCUGGUCGUGCCGCUUCUGGGCCCUAUAUGUGGCUUUGCAAUUUGCGCACCUUCGUGAGGAUCGGAAAUUGCUCCAGAUGCGCGAGCGCGACAUCAACAAAUCUAAGGUGCGAACCGCUACUGCGGUAGAAAAGGAAGAAUUGCACAAGAGAUGGGAUGCCUUUUGGAGUGAGGUGGUCGUCAAUGUGGGCUACUUACCGUUGACGAUUCAUUGGUCACUUGAAAAGGGCUUAUUCAAUAAUGAUAUAUGGGUCGGCGUGUUCGGUCUUCUUGCAGGACUCGCCUCGUGGAGGAGCGGUUGGAAGGCGACUGCAUUGCCUCAGCCUCCUGCGGAAACGCCGCGGCCACUCUCCGAUCAGGAUGUCCUUCCUGAACCCGCGGAACCUGUUCCGUACGAUGCUACAAUGGACCCUGAUGUCGUGGCGCCCUUGGUGAUACUAGACCUCUCCGGGUCUGCCAACGCGUAG